CCCCAAACCGCUUCCCGAGGCAACUCCACUACCAUGGCUGAGCGCCGGAAGCGCCAGCAUCCCCAGGGGCCCGCAGCGCAACGCCGGGAGAAGCGCCGUCGAGGAGCUAUCGACGAGGAACGGGAGCCCAUCUAUGAGCCCAAGCGACUUCCGUGGGCCCAACACGAGGCGGACCUCGAUAAACGGCAAGACUGGAGGCGGUCGUACCGCAUGGAGAAGGCCAGCUUCCACAAGCUUGUCGAGCUACUCCGCCCUAGUUAGUUGUGUGUUCCGUGAAGAACACAGAGCCGUCUCACAACCCUAGUCGGGAGGUGUAUUGGGCCGGUACUCUGACGAGUUAAACGAUGACAUGCGUCCUUUGACGCUGGCGAUUGCAAACACACCCCCUAUGACACUAGUGCAUAUUUCCUGACCGACACACGCUCAUCCUUCGAACAUUAUCUGCGCUUCGCUCCGAAACCCCACAGCACUGCGAUCGCCAAUCAACGGCGCCAUAGCUGUAGAAGUCCGCGUUGCCGUGGCGUUGAGGAUCCUGGCUGGCGCUAGUUACUGGGAUGUUGCCCUCAUGUUUGGCUUGUCGGUGCCGACCACGUACCAGAUCUUGUGGUCGGUGAUCGACGCCAUCAACAAGACGCCUGCGGUUGGGGCAUUCGACUUCCCCCUGACCGAGGAAGGCUGCAUGCGAAAUGCCCACAGAUUCAAGGAGUAGAGCACCGAUGGCAUUUUCUCCUGGGUCGUCGCCGCCGUGGAUGGUCUGUUCAUC
Molecule: messenger RNA, 763 nt
Organism: Ectocarpus sp. CCAP 1310/34
Lineage: Eukaryota; Phaeophyceae; Ectocarpales; Ectocarpaceae
Source: the annotation of a GenBank genome assembly